Salvia hispanica is the source of this 2108-nucleotide messenger RNA. Its product is annotated as U-box domain-containing protein 11-like. Gene Ontology annotation, biological process: protein ubiquitination. Lineage: Eukaryota; Viridiplantae; Streptophyta; Magnoliopsida; Lamiales; Lamiaceae. The record is from RefSeq and is a predicted model, not a curated record. Gene Ontology annotation, molecular function: ubiquitin-protein transferase activity; protein binding.
AAUAACGUUGUCACAUCCCAUACCGCGAUGUCGACAUUCCGUUUGUGAAAAUGCCAAACAGAAACCUCGCUUCUGCUGAAAUGGCCGGCGAAGAUACGACUCCGAUGAAUGGAGCCGUUCUUCUCCGCCUCGUCCGCGACGUCGCCCGUAUCUCCGCCGCGGGCUUCUCCGGUUUCUUCAAGAGAGAAUGCACGGAAUUGGGGAGAAGAGUCUCGCUUUUAGCUCAUUUCCUUGAAGAAAUCGAAGAUUCGGAGAGAAUUCAACAAUGUUGUCGAAUGGGCUCUUCUUCUUUCCCUAAUUCCGGCUUCGCUGAUCUGAAUUUAGCUCUUCUGGUUGCAAAAAGGCUCCUCUUUGCUGCUAACGGCUUCGAUAACUCCGAGCUCAAUUGUGAUGAUGCCACAAUGAAAAUUCUCUUCCAAUUUCAAUGUGUAACAUGGAAAUUGGAGAAAGCAUUGGACAAUCUGCCUUAUGAUGAUCUCAACAUUUCAGAAGAAGUGCUUGAACAGGUUGAGUUAGUGCGGUCGCAGUUGAGACGAGCUGGUGAGAGACACGGACGCCCUCUAAACCCGAGCUUAUCUCAGCCUUUAGACAAGGAGAUUGAAGGUCUGCAUUUACACAAUGUUGGCAACACUGUUAAUGAAGCUAGCGCGAAAGUAGAGGGUGUGGGAGAGGGCGUUGAGGCCGUUGAGCAUAUCUUGAACGAGGAUGUAAACGACCCUGUUAGCUUGUCGUGCAAAGCACUUGAGGAAAGCAAGAAGCCGGAAUCUGUUUCCGUUCCUGAUGAUCUGCGCUGCCCUAUCUCUCUCGAGCUCAUGAGGGAUCCAGUCAUUGUGGCCACGGGACAGACGUAUGAGAGAUGUUAUAUACAGAGAUGGUUGGACUGUGGCAACACUACAUGCCCAAAAACGCGGCAGAAGCUGCAGAAUCUCAGCCUCACUCCGAAUUAUGUCUUGAGAAGCCUAAUAUCUCAGUGGUGCGCGAAGCAUGAGGUAGUUCAGCUGGCUUCGGUAGUGAACGGGAGGCUGAAAAGGAGCGAUGGAUCGUUUCGUGAUGUCAAGGGAGACAUGGCUGCAAUCGAGGUUCUUGUCUGUAGGCUUGCAAGUCGGUGUGUCAAGGAAAUCAGGGCUGCUGUUGCUGAAAUCCGAUCACUCUCUAAACGAAGCACGGAUAACAGAAUCUUGCUUGCAGCAGCUGGAGCUAUCCCGAUUUUGGUUAACCUCUUGGCAUCCGAUGAUGGUGAGGUUCAAGAUAAUGCAGUGACCUCGAUUCUCAAUCUCUCCAUCUACAACGAGAAUAAAGAGCUCAUCAUGCUAGCCAACGCAGUCCCCUCCGUUGUGCAAGUCCUGAGAGAGGGAAGCGUGGAGGCGAAGGAGAACGCUGCAGCGACCCUCUUCACCCUGUCCGUCGCGGAGGAGAACAAGAUAAUCAUCGGUGCAUCCGGGGCAAUACCUGCACUGGUGGAACUGCUCCAGAACGGGACAUCGAGAGGGAAAAAGGACGCUGCCACGGCCUUGUUCAACCUCUGCAUCUAUCAAGGAAACAAGGGACGCGCUGUGAGGGCCGGCAUCGUGCCAGUGCUGGUCAAGAUGCUUACGGAUUCAAGCAGUAUGGCUGAUGAGGCUCUCACCAUUCUUGCCAUUCUUGUCAGCCACCACGAGGCGAAGGCUGCCCUUGUUGGAGCGAGAGCAACGAUUCAUGUCUUGGCGGAUCUUCUCGGGACGGGGCUGCCUCAUUGCAGGGAGAAUGCUGUGGUUAUUCUGGCCUCGAUUUGCAGGAGAAACAGCACGAAUCUUGCAUGCCUGAGCAGGCUCGGAGCAGCAAGGGCGCUGGCUGAGCUGGCAGAGUCGGGCACGGAGAGAGCCAAGAGGAAGGCUGCAGCUUUGUUGGAGCAGCUUAGGAGCUCUCAAGAGGUGUGAUUUUGCACUCAUUUGUUGCAUUUGAUUUUUUUUAUACACGAUUUUUUUACACAAUACAGAAUUGGGAAUUGAGUAAUAGAGAGGAUUCCCAUGGCUGCUAUUGUAUUUAUUUGCUUCAUUCUUGAUUAAUGAUUAGUGUAUAAAUUUUGUGACAUGAUUAUUUUGAAACUAUUUGCUACAGAUUGUAAUUUA